CCACGAGCUGUCGCUGGUUUUAGAGGAACAGUACGAUAUGCAUCAAUCAAUGCUCAUAGAAACAGAGAAAUGGGUCGGCAUGAUGACCUCUGGUCCCUGUUCUACAUGUUGGUGGAAUUUGUGGUUGGGCAACUGCCUUGGAGAAAAAUAAAAGAUAAGGAGCAAGUGGGCUCCAUUAAAGAAAGGUACGAGCACAGACUUAUGUUGAAACAUCUUCCUCAAGAAUUCAACAUCUUUCUGGAUCACAUUGCUAAUUUAGAUUACUUUACAAAGCCUGAUUACCAGCUUCUCAUGUCUGUGUUUGAAAACAGCAUGAAAACGUUUGGGGUUAUUGAAAGUGAUCCUUUUGACUGGGAGAAGAGUGGAACUGAUGGCUCUCUGACAACAACAACAACUUCAACCACACCUCAGUUACACACUCGUCUUACUCCAGCUGCAAUUGGAAUUGCCAAUGCCACUCCUAUCCCAGGGGAUUUGCUGCGAGAAAACACAGAUGAAGUGUUUCCUGAUGAACAGCUCAGUGAUGGAGAGAAUGGUAUUCCAGUUGGUGUCUCACCAGAGAAACUACCUGGAUCCCCUGGGCAUCAGCGUCCUCAGGAAAAAGAUGUUUGGGAAGAAAUGGAUGCAAACAGAAACAAAAUAAAACUAGGGAUCUGUAAGGCUGCCACUGAAGAAGAAAAUAGCCAUGGGCCAGUGAACGGAAUGCUUAAUGCACCAAGUCUUGGUUCUCCAAUUCGUGUUCGCUCAGAGACCACCCAGCUAGACAGAGAUGUCCCACUGGUGCGAAAGUUACGUUCCAUUCACAGCUUUGAACUGGAGAAGCGUCUGACGUUAGAGUCCAAGCCAGACGCUGAUAAAUUUCUUGAGACCUGUUUGGAGAAGAUGCAGAAAGACCUGAAUGCUGCAGCAGAGACCCCUGGUGCUGCUGUUCCUCCUCUUUCUCCGGCUCCCGUGACUGCCCGCAUGGACCAUGUUUGGCACUAUGAUGAAGAAUAUCUCCCAGACGCUUCGAAGCCUGUGUCAGCUAGUUCUCCAGAACAUGUUGAUGGUGGUGUUAGCAAUGGAUUUGUAGCUGUCAACUUAAGCUCCUGCAGGCAGGAGGUUGAUUCUAAGGAAUGGGUGAUAAUAGAUAAGGAACGGGACUUGCAGGACUUCAGGACAAAUGAGGCUUUAGGACGCAAAACAACUGGAAGUCCCUCAGAUGAAGAGCCAGAGGUACUACAAGUUCUAGAGGAGACCCCUCCAGGAGAGCAGCCCAGACAGGGUGGAUGGGCAGGAAACAGUGUCCGUGCCAAGAACCAAACCUCAGCGGUGGAGUUUGUUCUAGCCAUGGAGUGUCAUCCUGCUGCUUCUGAACAGUUUACAGAUAAAUUGGAACUUCUGUCCGGAGCUGCUGGACAGCUGCUUGCAGCCACCCCGACAAGUCCUAUGGAAGCCCAAGCAGAAGGAGCACUCACUCCG
Molecule: messenger RNA, 1461 nt
Organism: Eurypyga helias (sunbittern)
Lineage: Eukaryota; Metazoa; Chordata; Aves; Eurypygiformes; Eurypygidae
Product: tau-tubulin kinase 2-like
Exons: 7
Biological process (GO): cilium assembly; signal transduction; peptidyl-serine phosphorylation
Cellular component (GO): ciliary basal body; cytoplasm; nucleus
Molecular function (GO): protein serine/threonine kinase activity
Source: RefSeq, a predicted model, not a curated record